Messenger RNA from Peronospora farinosa, 1830 nucleotides. The record is from the annotation of a GenBank genome assembly. NCBI's taxonomy places the organism in Eukaryota, Oomycota, Peronosporomycetes, Peronosporales, Peronosporaceae.
AUGUGGACAACUCGCCACCUCUCGCUGCGUUUGUUGCGUGCACGCGGCUUUUACUCCAGCUUCUUUCCAUGUGCAUCCAACAAUUGUCUGUCUGACGUUUCAGUCAGCUCUCUGUCGAUCAGCCAGGAGUCUAAAGAUGUUUUGAUGCGCGAUAUGGGCUACGAAUUCCUGACUCACGUGCAGAAGGAUACACUGCCACUCGUACUGGAAGGACGUGAUGUGCUGGCCAAGGGAAAGACUGGCAAUGGCAAGACAAUUGCCUUUUUGCUGCCAACGCUGGAGCGUUUGAUAAAGAACCCGCAGUCGAAGAAGGACAAGAUCUCUGCUCUUGUCAUCUCUCCGACUCGAGAAUUGGCGCAGCAGAUCGCAGUGGAAGCCGUGAAGCUUACAAAUGCCCAUUCACUACGCACGUCUUGCUUUGUGGGUGGCAGCUCAGUGAACAAGGAUGUGAAGGAGCUAACGCAAGCAGGAGGCAUCGAUGUGCUGGUGGCCACUCCAGGACGACUGCAAGCGCAUUUGGAAGACAACAGUGGACGCAUCAGACAGAAACUGGACAAUCUUCAGAUGCUGGUGCUGGACGAAGCUGAUCGUCUGCUGGACAUGGGAUUCCGGCCCGAUAUCAUGCGGAUAAUCAACUAUUUGCCAAAAGAGCGGCAGACGUUGCUCUUUAGUGCGACUUUGCCGACGGCGACUGAGGAGCUUAAGAAUGUGGCACUUCGUGACGACUACACGUUUGUGAAUACGAUUGAAGGGGAUGAUGAACAGACUAACUCACAGGCUGUGCAGGAAUAUGUUGUAUGCGACUUGCAAGACGUUAUUCCGGUGAUUGAAAGCGUAUUGGAAGACCACAUGAAGCUGCAAGCAUACAAGGUCAUUGUUUUCUUACCUACUGCACGUGCGGCGCAGUUCAUGGCGCAGCUUUUUCAGGCUGCAGGUUUUCCGAACGUUCUGGAGAUGCAUUCACGUAAGAGUCAAUCGGCGCGUACCAAGGCUGCUGACGCCUUUCGCAACGGUAAGAGAAUGAUUAUGUUCUCGUCUGAUGUAUCAGCACGUGGCGUCGACUACCCAGACGUCUCGCUGGUUUUGCAAGUGGGUCUCACGGAUCGUGAUCAGUAUAUACACCGCCUAGGACGAACUGCUCGUGCAGGGAUGGAAGGGCGUGGUAUUCUGGUGCUGGCUGAUUUUGAAAAAACCUUGCUUCGUGAUCUGGCUGACUUGCCGCUCUUGGAACUUAAACAGUAUCCUCAGUUCGAUAAGCAGAAAUGCCGAACUACGCGUGCCCUUGCAAAUGUUCGUGACCGCAGUGCGCUGGAGCAAUCGGCAGAGAAAGCGUAUGCUGCUUUUUUGGGGUUCUACAACUCGAAUCUCAAAAAGCUCCGCAUGUCCAAAAUGCAGCUUGUUGAGACAAGUGCACUCUACAGCCAGUUUAUUGGGCUUGAAAAGGUACCGAUGCUGCAGAAGAAGACGCUACGAGCGAUGGGAUUGAUGGACAUUCCAGGCCUUGCUGCUGCCCCCAAAAUGGCCAGAACUGCAGGAUUCAAGCCCAAAGGUCCUGGAAGAGAGCUGAAGACAUCUACCAGUAAAGAGCAGACUAGCUAUCAAUCACUUUACAGCCGAAAGAAUAGAGAUAGUCGUGGGACCAAUGAUAAGCGUGGGCGAAGUUUGAGUAGAACGUAUAGCGACGAGGAAACCAAGCCUUCUCGUAGUGAGCUGCAACUCAAGAACAAUCGCAGCAGUCGCAACACUUCACCAGAAUGGCGCACCGAUGGACGCAAGAGUUCCGGUAGCAUGGCGUCCAAGAGAAACUACAAGGGACCGUACACCGGAUAG